Messenger RNA from Dicrocoelium dendriticum, 615 nucleotides. The record is from the annotation of a GenBank genome assembly. Lineage: Eukaryota; Metazoa; Platyhelminthes; Trematoda; Plagiorchiida; Dicrocoeliidae.
AUGGCGUCUGUAAGGCAGAGAACCGCGUAUUCUUCAAUCAUCCCAGAUGUUGUAAAGGAUAUUAACCCACUGGUUUCUCCAAUUCAGUUGCACGCUGCCAUUAAGUUGUUGCACGGGAGUACAAAGAUGAUUGCCAUUGCCAAUGAUCCUCAAAGUAUACUGACUAAGCCCAUAUCAUCCACCGUCCGCCUGACCAAUGCUAGCAUGGAUAAAGUUUACUUCCACGUUCAAGCUGCAUCCAGUGAUCUCCAGAUUCGUCCGAAUUCCGGCAUUCUUAAAUCCGGAGAGAAGGAAGAGAUAACAGUCUUCUGGAAGCCAAUGGAAUGGAACUGUACAGAUGUUUUACGUGAUCGAAUCAUUAUAAAAUCAACAAGGAUGUAUAACGGGCAAUCCUUUGAUUAUGAAGACGGGCAACCUAACUCGUUCGACAAUUGCCAAACUAUCUCAAUGACACCGAUACUGACUGAACUCGCUGAUCUACGCCGGGAGGUUAGACGACUGCAGCUUCCGGAUUCAUGCUCUCGUUGCAGAGGUUCGCUCAGUGCGACGCGAGCAGAGCUCAACCAGCUACGCGAUGAGUUGGAGCAGCUCAAGGUACGCGACAGACGGGAGUGA